CGCUAUCGUUUGGCAUUCAUUGUGAAAUUGAAAAUCAAAAUUGAAACAGGCAGCAAGCGAAACGGUUGAACGGAUUUCAAAGCGCACAACGUCAACGUGAAAAGAAUUUCAUAAGCAAAAGUUAAUAUAGCGCAAAUUGUCAAGCCAUAAAAGCACAAACAAAAAACAAUUCAAAGCUAAUCAAAAAUUGACUAACGCUAAAUAACAUUAGCAACCACAAGAAAAACAAAGCAGUGCCAAGCCGAGACAAAGUGUGCGUUACGCAAACACAAAAAGUGCAAAGAGAAGCUACAAAAAUAGCUGAAGCUCAAGCUCAAGUGACAAAAUCAGAAGAGAUUAACAACAAUUCCAAUAUGGUCGUUGAGGAAUCAGCCAACAUGCAUCACUAUCACAGCCACAACAACAACAGCCUGGAGCUAACCGAGUGUGCCAUGCCCAUCGGACGUACCGUUAAAACGGCUCUGCUGCGUGCCCAAUCGGAGGCUCGUGUGAUUGUCGGCCUCUCGGCUGCGAUCAAUACCCUAUCCAAAUCACCAGAGGGUUCAUUGUUUUGCCUGAUGGCCGUGCCUAAAGAUGGCGAUUCGGCCACACACAUGCACGAGGUGCUGCUGGAGGCGUUCUGCUAUGAGAAUGAUAUCUAUGUCAUCAAGGUGGACGACGCCACCAAGCUGAGCCGGAUUCUGGGCCAGGAAAGCAUCGAGUCAUGCUGCCUGAUUCAAAAGACCUGGGCAGGCGAGCAGAACGAGGAGCAGCUGAACAAGGCCGAAAAUCAACUGGUCGACUACUGCGAGGCACAUUGGGAUGCGCCCCAGCAUCCCAUUGUCCAGCUGCCCGCGGUGUAGGCGCGUUCGGAGAGAUGGCAGAAGCUAUGAGUUGAACAGCCCGUCACAGUGGGGCUAAACAUGGGUUUAAAUCAAACAAGCAACCAGUUAAGACAAGGUUAAUGUACCCGAACGUUUGGAGAGUUCUGCGGAAACCGACGUUGGGACAUAUUCCAAUUACAUAUAAUACAACAUAUAUAUAUGCAUAUGUAUAAGUGUAUAUAGAGGAGGAAGGGGAGGAGCAGGAGGAGCAGCGAAAGCUAAAGUAGCUGCAAAACGUUGAAUUAUGCUAGAGAGCGAGCGAGAGAGAUAGAGAGAGGCAAUUGAUGGCGACAACGACCUUCGUUGGAGCAGACGAGAAUGCAGCAGAAAAAGCAACAAGCAGCAGCAACAACAAAACAGCUGCUGCGGAAGUGCAUGCACUCUCUCAAGCUCCCACUCUCUUGGAUUUGGCACCAAUACAAUCAUACACCAAUACAGCAAUACACCAACACAACGGCACACGUUUAAGCGCGUGACAAGCUGCUGGUUUUUUUUUUUUUAACUGAGAGAGAUUAUU
Drosophila mojavensis is the source of this 1380-nucleotide messenger RNA. RefSeq names its product growth arrest and DNA damage-inducible protein GADD45 alpha (gene Gadd45). The transcript has a single exon. Gene Ontology annotation, biological process: regulation of cell cycle. NCBI's taxonomy places the organism in Eukaryota, Metazoa, Arthropoda, Insecta, Diptera, Drosophilidae. Bases 354 to 842 code for a protein of 162 amino acids. The record is from RefSeq and is a predicted model, not a curated record. Gene Ontology annotation, cellular component: nucleus; cytoplasm.